CUUGCCCCGCCCCUUCCGCCCCGGAGCGCGUGCGCAGUUCCUCGCCGCCGAGCUCUUCAAGGGUCUCUACCUUUAGGUACCGGGCGGCUGCCGUGGGCCGUGUGCGGAGGGCUCCGCCCGGCUCGUCCACCAUGCACUGGGGGCUGUGCCCUCGCGGGCCCGGGGCGGCGGCGGUCGCCGCGGCUGGGAGCUUCUGGGGGCCAGCCCGUUUGCCCAGCCGCCUAGGGUGUCUGGGGAUGACGAGGAGGCUCGUGGUACGAUCCGUGGCCGGGGCGGACAGCCCCCAGAGCAGCUCGAAAGGCGGCAGAUACCGUGACACGGUGCUGCUGCCGCAGACCAGCUUCCCGAUGAAGCUGCUGGGCCGCCAGCAGUCCGACAUGGAGCUGGAGAUCCAGCAGAAAUGUGGCUUUUCAGAGCUUUAUUCCUGGCAAAGAGAAAGAAAAGUAAAGACGGAAUUUUGCCUUCAUGACGGGCCUCCUUAUGCCAACGGUGACCCUCAUGUUGGGCAUGCCCUGAACAAGAUUUUGAAAGACAUUGCCAAUCGAUUCCAUAUGAUGAGAGGUUCCAAGGUACACUUUGUGCCUGGCUGGGAUUGCCAUGGCUUGCCCAUUGAAACAAAAGUGUUAUCAGAGCUCGGUGUAGAUGCCCAGAGUCUUUCAGCCAUGGAGAUCAGGGAGAAAGCCAGAUCAUUUGCUCAGGCAGCCAUUGAAAAGCAGAAAUCGGCGUUUGUCCGCUGGGGAGUGAUGGCAGACUGGAAUAACUGCUAUUACACAUUUGACCCAAAGUACGAAGCCAAGCAGCUGAGAGUAUUCUACCAAAUGUAUGAGAAGGGCUUGGUUUAUCGAUCUUACAAACCAGUAUAUUGGUCUCCCUCAUCAAGGACUGCGUUGGCUGAAGCAGAGCUUGAAUACAACCCUGAGCAUGUCAGUCGGUCGAUAUACGUAAGAUUCCCCCUCCUGAGACCUCCUCCGAAGUUGGAGUCUCUUACAGAUGCCUCAUCCCCUGUUAGCGUUUUAGUUUGGACCACCCAGCCUUGGACAAUUCCCGCCAACCAGGCAAUUUGCUAUAUGCCAGAGGCAAAGUAUGCUGUGGUGAAAUGUUCUGCCUCUGGGCACCUCUACAUCCUGGCUGAAGAUAAAAUAGCACCUGUCGCUUCUGCCUUGGAAACAACAUUUGAUGUUGUUGCAGCAUUUUCAGGUGUGGAUCUGGAAGGUGGCACUUGUAGUCACCCUUUAACUCCCGAUAAAGUGUCUCCUCUUUUACCUGCUACCCACGUGACUAUGGCCAAAGGAACAGGGUUGGUUCACACAGCCCCAGCUCACGGUAUGGAAGAUUACAGCGUAGCAUCUCAGCACAGCCUCCCUAUGGACUGUUUAGUGGAUGAAGGCGGAAUGUUCACCGAUGCCGCAGGCCCUGAACUUCAGAACAAGGCUGUACUUAAAGAAGGAACAGAUGUGGUUAUAAAGAUGCUUCAAGCUACCAAGAAUGUGUUGAAAGAAGAGAACAUUGUGCACAGCUAUCCCUGUGACUGGAGAACUAAGACACCCGUGCUGAUUCGAGCCAGCAAGCAGUGGUUUGUAAAUAUCACGGACAUCAAGGCUGCAGCUAAGGAGUCGUUGAAGACGGUGAAGUUCAUUCCCGGAGCCGCACUGAACAGCAUGACGGACAUGCUGGACAGACGGCCGUACUGGUGCAUAUCCCGGCAGAGAGUCUGGGGGGUUCCCAUUCCUGUGUUUCAUCAUAAGACAAAAGAUGAAUAUUUGAUCAACAGACGUAUGUUGUCACCAGCACUGUUGACUUACGCGCUAAGGUAGCUUAGAGCCAGCCUCUGGAAACCUGUGGACUUUAUGUUCAGUAAGUAAAGAAAGCAUCCUAAAUCGUUGCCUGCUGCCUCUACAGCCUGCGCAUUGGACUUGGUGGGAACAGGCUCUUCCUUCUGAAGCUCCACCGUGUUCUUUGUCACAUUUAGACAACAGACAGGAACUCUUAGCCUCUUACCUCGUUCUUUCCACGGUCACUUCCAGCAGAGAUCCUGUCCUGUGCCUUUUGCUUAUAAAGAGAGAACAGAGGACCAAGAGGACAGCAGCGGCUCCUUACCUGGAAGUCCUGAGUGCUUCCUGCUUCUCGGCUAAAUAGCACAUGCUGCUGAUAGCAGAGCCCGGGUGAUUGGCUGCCGUCAGAGCUGCCCCACUGCCUGGGUUUUCCCUGAUGGAAACCGAAGCAGGAACACGGAAUGCGUGACAGAUAAGGCCUCUGAGUACAAAGUUCUAGUAUGGUCUGACUUAUUGCUCUGUGAAAUACAGCAUUAAAAUGGAAACAGACUACAGAGUGAUAAGUGGUUUCACCCACUUUUAUCAACAGUAAUUUAUACUGGUCUUUAGGUCAUAAGUCAACUGUGUGCUGAAGUAUAGAAUAUUGUUAAUAAAAUAAAGAGAAUUCUUGAGUUUGCAAGGACAAACCUUAAGAAAUUCUUUUACACUAUUUGAAAGCAUGACCUCAGUUUCAUUAUAAAGAAUUCUACUUGUAAGUAUUUAUCGGAAGGGAAAACACUAAUGAAUUCUGUACAGAGCUAUGCAUAUAAGAUGUCCAGUUUAGCUGUGUGUCCGGGAACUUAAUGACAUCCAAAGGAGAAAGAGCUAGGAAGACAGCUCGGUGGGAAGCACUUGUUUGGCAUGCAUGAAUCCAUAGGUUCAAAGCCAGCCUCAGACAUGUGCACACAGCUAGUGUUUAAAUUAUGUAAGAGGAGGUCACGCAGACAUUUAAGGCCAUAGCUUUGCUCUUAUUGGCUGCCUAGGUUCCACACUGAAAAUCCAGUGACCAGAGCAUGUCCAGCAUUUGGCUGUUUCGAGGUGGUUGCUUUUUGUCGUUUAGUUCUGUUUUGGUGGGAAGUCAGUCCCUACUACUGAGCUGUGCUCCUGCCCCUGAGUUUUCCUGAGUCACAGACUGUGGCAGGCAGCUCCACUGUCCACAAGGUUGGUGGCCCUCCAGUUUGUCUCCUGAGUGUGGGAUUCUGGUCCACACAAAGGGCAGGCGGCAAGAGGAAUCGGCUCUUUCAUGACAGCAGUGCUGUGCAUGUGAGCUUCAGUGAGAAGGCUUGUGUUAAUCAGCCUUUAAAAAGUAAAUUUCAGUUUUAAAGUUAAGCUAAUCAACUUUUUACUGACAAAUUUGCAUACAUUUGGUAAUACAACAUGGCCUCUCACGACACAGGCAUGUUGCAUUGGGGUGUGCUUGUUUGGUUUCCUUAAUUCUCUAACUCUAGAGCUGAUUGGGUUUCCUCUAAAAGGUGAGUAUUUUGUCUGUCUAGAAUGUCUGACUGCAGAGCAAGAGGCUUAGCAAGGAACAGCAGGGUCCUUCACAGGUGGUGGGAGGCGAGGCUGGAAGGCCUGACUCAGCCAGUGCAGCUCCUUGGGGGGCACUGAAGACAAAAAGAUCUUUUUUUUUCUUUCUUUCUCUCUCUUUUUUAUUUUUGGAAAACAUUUUUUUUUUCUUUAGAGUCCUAAGAACAAAACUGGGUUAUUUUCUUGGUAUUAUGUAUAUAGUUUAAUUUGCCAAUUUUUUUUGGAAACAAGUAUGUCAUAUAUGUGUAUGUAUGUAUAUGUGUGUAUGCAUGCUUGUGGUUGAGGUCCUAGGCCCUGCUCAUGCUAUGCCAAUGUUCUCCCACUGAUCUCCAUGCACACACACCUGCUGAUCAGCCUUUGUAGCUCAUAUUGACUUUGCACUCAGUCCUGCUGCUACCUCUUCUUGAGUUGCUGAGGUGACAGAGUGUACUGGCUAGUUUUGUGUCAACUUGACACAGCUGGGGUUAUCACAGAGAAAGGAGCUUCAGUUGAGGAAAUGCCUUCAUGAGAUCCAACUCUAAGGCAUUUUCUCAAUUAGUGAUCAAGGGGGAAAGGCCCCUUGUGGGUGGGACCAUCUCUGGGCUGGUAGUCUUGGGUUCUAUAAGAGAGCAGGCUGAGCAAGCCAGAGGAGGCAAGCCAGUAAAGAACAUCCCUCCAUGGCCUCUGCAUCAGCUCCUGCUUCCUGACCUGCUUGAGUUCCAGUCCUGGCUUCCUUGGUGAUGAACAGCAGUAUGGAAGUGUAAGCCGAAUAAACCCUUUCCUCCCCAACUUGUUUCUUGGUCAUGAUGUUUGUGCAGGAAUAGAAACUCUGACUAAGACACAGAGGCACACUGUUUGAGGCAGGCUUUGUUGUUUGUUGGUCUUGUUUUUUGAGACAGGGUUUCUCCUUCCCUGGCUGACCUGGAACUUAUUCUGUAGGCCAGGCUGGCCUCAAAGGUGUGCACCCCAUCCCUCUCCCUCCCAUCCCCCACUCCAUCCCCACUCCAGCUUUGAGGCUGAAUUUUUAAGAACUACUGCACAUUGGUUUUCAUUGGUUGAGAUUAUAUUUGUAGUUCUAAGAUUCAUAGAAAUAUUACUAAAGUAAAAGAAAAAUAAAACCAAACAAGCUCUCUUUCUCACUGAUUGCCAGACCUCAGACAUCUAAAAUAAGGAUUUCAUGAUCUUAAAACGAAGUGCUGUAAAAUAUACAAUUACUUAGCAUUGAGGUGGCGGAGGCAGGAGGAGGCAAGACAAACCUACUCUAUAUAGUGACAUUGCAAAAAAA
Messenger RNA from Mus musculus (house mouse), 4602 nucleotides. RefSeq names its product isoleucine-tRNA synthetase 2, mitochondrial (gene Iars2). Gene Ontology annotation, cellular component: mitochondrion; mitochondrial matrix; cytoplasm. Gene Ontology annotation, biological process: isoleucyl-tRNA aminoacylation; tRNA aminoacylation for protein translation; aminoacyl-tRNA metabolism involved in translational fidelity. NCBI's taxonomy places the organism in Eukaryota, Metazoa, Chordata, Mammalia, Rodentia, Muridae. The record is from RefSeq and is a predicted model, not a curated record. Gene Ontology annotation, molecular function: ATP binding; aminoacyl-tRNA ligase activity; tRNA binding. The transcript has 13 exons. The coding region runs from base 132 to 1814 and encodes 560 amino acids.